CAUAUUCAACCUCUAUUAGGUACACAUAGGCUUCAGUCAAUUAUCAUCAUCAACACCACCACCAGCAAUUAUGUCGGUCCCGUGGGAGAGACUCAUCCGUUUCACUGCCGAGGACGGCCGCGUGCUGCGCGGUGAGCCUAUCCUCCCUAGUCCUGAUUUCGACCUGGGGACGACAACAGAGGAGACGAAAUUACAAGCCAAGAUCAUCAAAGGGCACGAUAUUUACGACACCACCGGUAAGACGGUGGUCACUGAUGAGGUAGUCACGGUCAAGAAGCUCCUCGGCCCCCUGGCGCAGGCAGACGUGCCUAUCCUCCGCUGCGUGGGCCUCAACUACGCCAAACACAUCCGCGAGGCCGGCAGGAAGCCCCCUCCUUUCCCUUUCAUCUUCUUCAAGCCCAACACGUGCGUGCACGACCACGGCGCCAACAUCGUGGUCCCCAAGAUCGCCCAGGACGACCAGGCAGACUACGAGGGGGAGCUGUGCUUUGUUCUCGGCAAGGACGCCAAAGAUGUCUCCAAGGAGGAUGCCCUGUCGUACAUUGCGGCUUACACCGCCGGGAACGAUGUGUCUUCCCGAAAGCUGCAGCGAGAUCCUGCGUUUGCUGGCGUUGUACCUCAGUGGGGGUUCUCAAAGGGCUUUGAUACUUUUGCCCCGCUUGGCCCUUGUCUCGUCAGGGCGGACCUGGUAGGAGACCCGAGCAAGUUGGACCUCUCUACGAUUGUGAAUGGUGAAAUCAGGCAGCAAGAGUCUGUUAGUGACUUGUUGUUUGACUGUGCCUACUUGAUUUCGUAUUUAUCGAGUGGGACAACCCUUCAAGCGGGCUCUGUAGUUAUGACGGGAACCCCAGGAGCGCUAAUCUUGUUAUUUCUCGGUACAGGAGUUGGCAUGGGCCAGACACCAUCUCAGUGGCUUAAGCCUGGUGACCAGGUUGAUGUGAAGAUCAGCAAGAUUGGCACUCUUCGAAACGGUGUGGAAUAUGCAUGA
Molecule: messenger RNA, 988 nt
Organism: Cryphonectria parasitica EP155
Lineage: Eukaryota; Fungi; Ascomycota; Sordariomycetes; Diaporthales; Cryphonectriaceae
Exons: 2
Coding region: 71-988 (305 amino acids)
Molecular function (GO): catalytic activity
Source: RefSeq, a predicted model, not a curated record